AGCUGUCACGCAAAGAUCAAGAUCAAGGCACUAAAAAAUCAGCUGAGAGGACGCCUACCCGUGCAUUACUUCCCUGAUUUCCUUUAUUCCUCAUCACCAACACUUUUCUCAAGCUGCAACCCGUGGCAGGUGCAGCGAGGACGCCUUUCCCGCCAGAGAGGAAGAAAGCAAACUGAGAUAAUGAUGGGCGGGAAGGAAGAGAAACAGACAAGCCCAGUACAGAAUAAGGAACAGGAGAAGAAGGAAGAGGAACAAGUACAAGAUAAACAAGAGAAGAAGGAAGAAGAAUUUAAAGAAAAGAAAGCAGAAGGAAAGAAAGGAAGUGAAGGAGCAGUAAAGAAGGAAGUGGAAGAUGAAGAAGAGGAUUCAGAGGAGGAGGAAGAGGAAGAGCCCAAGCUGAAGUAUGAGAGAGUGUGUGGUGAUCUGCGUGACAUUCUGAAGAGAGAUGCUGCCACUUGUAUUGCUGCUAACUCAAAGCUGAUCAUCGUGGGCACCAGCUGGGGUAGAAUACACGUCCUUGACCACCAGGGGAACAAGGUGCGAGAGUUUGCCCCUCACAACUCCCCGGUGACCCAGCUUGACCUUGAUGCCAAUGGGGACUACAUCGCUUCCUGCUGCCACGACAGAAGGGUCGUUGUGCAGGGGCUCUACACAUCUGAGAACUCCCACACCCUGGUCCUGGAGGCUCCUGUGCGCUGUGUGACCCUGGACCCCAUGUAUUAUAAGCCCAGAUCUGGCCGUCGUUUUGUUGUCGGCACCACCAAGCUGAUCCUGUACGAGAAAGCCUUGUUUGGUCAGCUGAGGAGUUCAGUGCUGGCAGAGGGGGGUGGGGCAGGGCCGGUGAGGGCCAUGCGGUGGGCUGGGCAGUUCCUCGCCUGGGCCACGGACUCUGGGGUGCGAGUAACAGACAUGGCCACCAAGAGCAUCAUCACACUUAUCAAGAGGGAUCAUAGUCUUGCCCUUCCAGGUGAACAGUACCUACCACACCUGUGCUGGGCUAAUGAGCAGACACUCAUGGUGGGCUGGGGUGAUUCCAUCAAGGUGUGCAGGGUGCGAGUGCGUUCCACCCCACACUCACCGCACCUCACGCCUGCACCUGUUUCUUUGCCUCUACACUACUUGGAGAUUGUGUUUAUGUUCACCACUGACUUCUACGUGUGUGGAUUGGGGCCGCUGGACGAACACGUGGUGGUGCUGGCCUACAACAAGCGCACAGACCGCCAGCAGGCCAGUCUUGGGUUGGACUCCCGGCGGCCACAGAUCAGGGUGCUGGAGCCUCUGCAGGGCACGUUUGAGGAACUCUCCAUGGAUGUGCUGGAAACACGAGGCUACCAGGAGUACUUGCCUGCGAAUUAUCAUCUUGAGUGCCUGGUGGAGGACAAGCAGUUUUACAUCGUGUGCCCCCAGGACAUAGUGGUUGCCAAGCCCCGCAGUGCUGACGACCGCAUGGAGUGGCUGCUGGAGCACAACAAGUAUGCCGAGGCUCUGGAGCUGGUUAAGGCAUCCAGGGAGGUGCGGCAACACACAGUCCUCAGUGUGGGCCAGGCCUACAUCGACCACCUGAUGAGUGUGCACAGAUACCAGGAGGCAGCCAAGAUGUGCACUGAGAUACUGGGGCAGGACAAAGCACUGUGGGAGCAGGCUGUGGUGUGGUUUAACAGGGCCAGACAACUUAGGGUGCUCAGUCCACACUUACCCCAGGGUGAAGGGCUUUACCUCGACCCUGCAGUGUACCAGACCGUCCUGCUUGACCUCCUGCACAGUGACCACCAGGGCUUCCUCCAGGUGGUGCAGCAGUGGUCGGGUCACUUGUACAACGUGCCCUACAUCAUCAAUGCAGUGCUGGAGUUGCUGGCUCGUAACACCAACAACCUUACCUUGCUGAGAGCCCUGGCACACCUCUACUCCAAUAUUGACAAGCAUGACAAGGCCCUCGCUAUCUACCUGAAACUGAAGCACACAGGCGUCUUCGCUCUGAUUGGCCGCCACAACUUGUACAGCUGCGUGGCCAAGCAUGUAGUGGACCUGAUGACUCUGGACGCGGCUGCCACGCUGGAAAUGUGCGUGCAGCAUACAGAUGCCGUGCCCCCGGAGAGUGUUACUGCCCCACUCACCAACCACCAGGAGUAUUUGUACAAGUACCUGGACGCACUGUAUGAGCACUGCCGGGACCUCAGCAAGCCAUACCACACACUCCUUAUCUCCCUCUAUGCUGACUGGAACCGUCCCAAGCUGCUCCCUCUGCUGCUGCACUCCUCCUCCUACGACCUGGAGGCAGCUCUCAGGGUGUGCCAGUCACGGUGCCUCACUGUGGAGACUAUUCAUUUGUUAGACCGGACAGGGAACAGCCAGGAGUCCUUGCGUCUCAUCCUGGAGGAGCAGCAGGACCUUCCCUGGGCAAUACGGCUCUGCAAGGAACAUGACGAUGUUGAUUUGUGGGGACAACUCAUUAAUUACUCCUUAGAUAAACCUGAGUGCAUCCGGCAGCUCCUGAACAACAUUGGCACUCACAUUGACCCCCUGCUCAUCGUUCAGCGCAUCCCUGAGGGCAUGGAGAUCCCAGGGCUGAGGGAUGCGCUGGUUAAGAUCCUUCACGAUUAUCAUUUGCAGAUUGAGUUACGAACAGGGUGUCAGCACAUCCUGGUGGCAGACGGCAGCAACUUACUCAAGAAGAAGGUGGCGGCCCAGAAUGUUGCAGUUCCUGUCUACCGUGAUACAGAGUGUGCUGCCUGUAACAAAAAAGUCCUCAACCACAGGCGUGGCGGCGAGCAGAGCAGUGUCGUGGUGUUUGCCUGUCGCCAUGUAUACCACCAGCUAUGUGUGUACCUGAGGAUGCCGGCCAGGAACAAGAAGUUUGUCUUGUCUGCAGAAAUGACAAGAGGAGGAACUUCCUGACAUUCUGAGAGAGAGAGAGAGAGAGAGAGAGAGAUCUAUGUAUGUUUUUAACUGAUCGCCAUUCAUACAUUCUCAUUCAUGCACCAUACUUUACAUUCUCAGUUAAAAAAAAAAGUCAUUUACUCAUAUAAUUGGAAGUUCUAUAUGAAUUAAUUGAUAAAAGUCAUCGUGGCCAGUAUUUAGAGCCUGAUUAUUUAUUUUUUUCACGCACGCUUCAUUCAUAACAAUUAUAUAUA
Scylla paramamosain (green mud crab) is the source of this 3131-nucleotide messenger RNA. RefSeq names its product vacuolar protein sorting-associated protein 41 homolog (gene lt). The transcript has 19 exons. Lineage: Eukaryota; Metazoa; Arthropoda; Malacostraca; Decapoda; Portunidae. Gene Ontology annotation, molecular function: protein binding. Gene Ontology annotation, cellular component: late endosome; HOPS complex. Gene Ontology annotation, biological process: protein targeting to vacuole; cellular response to starvation; endosomal vesicle fusion. The coding region runs from base 181 to 2895 and encodes 904 amino acids. The record is from RefSeq and is a predicted model, not a curated record.